GUUACUGCAACAAAAUCAAGGUUGACUGGAAUGAAUCUACCUUCUCCUGUUAUCAGUAGCAAAAACUGGCUCCGACUUCACUUCACAUCUGACGGUAAUCACAAGCUGAAAGGGUUUAGUGCUCAGUACCAAGUUAAAAAGCUGAUUGAGCUGAAAUCUCGAGGUGUUAAAUUACUUCCCAGCAAAGACAAUCAGAAGUCUUCAGUUUUAACUCAAGCAGGGAUGGCACAAGGAUAUAAUAUGUGUCCUGAUCCAGGAAUUCCUGAAUGGGGUAAAAGAAUAGGUCGAGAUUUCAGUCUGGGCUCCAGUGUGCAGUUCUCAUGUGACGAAGGCUACGAGUUGCAAGGGUCUAAAAGCAUCACCUGUCUGAGAGUAACUGACAUGUUUGCAGCUUGGAGUGAUCACAGACCAUUCUGCCGAGCUCGAGUUUGUGGUGCCCAUCUGAAUGGUCCUACCGGAGUUAUUUCAUCCCCCAAUUUCCCAGUUCAGUAUGACAGUGAUGCACACUGUAUAUGGGUGAUUACAGCCUCCGAUCCUGACAAGGUACUGAGGUACAGAGAAAAUGUUUACUUUGCCUGCUGGUCAUUUAAGUAA
Molecule: messenger RNA, 594 nt
Organism: Hypanus sabinus (Atlantic stingray)
Lineage: Eukaryota; Metazoa; Chordata; Chondrichthyes; Myliobatiformes; Dasyatidae
Product: CUB and sushi domain-containing protein 2-like
Exons: 7
Coding region: 31-594 (187 amino acids)
Source: RefSeq, a predicted model, not a curated record